Messenger RNA from Notothenia coriiceps (black rockcod), 1630 nucleotides. Its product is annotated as arrestin domain-containing protein 1-like. NCBI's taxonomy places the organism in Eukaryota, Metazoa, Chordata, Actinopteri, Perciformes, Nototheniidae. The coding region runs from base 16 to 792 and encodes 258 amino acids. The record is from RefSeq and is a predicted model, not a curated record. The transcript has 3 exons.
CUGUCCUUUGGUAUAAUGCACAUAUGUUGCUGCCUUCAUGAACCUCCGUGUGUGUUUCAGAGAGUGACCUAUGAGACGAAGAGGCCCACCCACGAUGUGAGGACCAUAGCUGAGGUGGAGGGCGGAGUGGUGAAGGCUGGCAAGGAGUCGGAGUGGAAGGAGCAGAUCAUCGUCCCUCCUCUUCCUCAGUCCUCCCUCAUUGGCUGUGAUCUUAUAAAGAUGGAUUAUUAUGUCAAAGUCUGUCUGAAGUCUCCAGACGUCAUGUUGAUGUUGCCCAUCCACAUCGGGAACGUCUCAUUGGACAAAAAGCUGCGCUCUUCUAAGAAAGCAGCUGCUGCCUGUUCUGCUGAAGACUCACAAGAAUCUGCCAACCCCCCCUCCACCAGCACCACCACCCUCACUCUGCCCCCUCGCCCUGCCCCCAAACCUGGUCCACGUCCCACCCCUCGCUCCAGGGCGUCCUCGCAUAAUCCCCACAGUGCUCCUCCGGCUGACUCACCCCAGGGAGCCGAGGGGGGGGCUCCCAUGAACGAUGGCCUUCCAAACAAGCGCCAGUCUCAGCUGGUGUCCCCCAAUGCUUUCAGCUACGCUCCCGGCCUCUUCUUCUCCCAAAACCAGCAGCACAACGGGCCAAGCCCAGCCCCCCCUGGGUCCACGGGGGCCACAGCACCGUACCCCUCUGAGAGCAGCGCCAGCUUAAUGCCAACACCACUCAUCCUGCCUCCAGACUACGGUGCCUCAGUUUAUCCACAAGAGGCUCCCCCUUCCUAUGAUGACAGCUUCAACACAUGAAGAAGCAGCAACCACCAAAGAAACCAUCAAACUAAUAUCCCCUGGUAUAAUGAGGGAACUUUACCUACCUGUCAAAGGACUUUCUAAAUGUCAGGUUGACAUUUUGAAUUUUAAUGAAACUGGACUGACCUCACACUCUGCUGACCAGUGAACAAAUACCUUUAAUAAUCUAAAGGGGUUAUUCUUUCUUCAAACUACAUCCAAUCAACACUGUCAGUCCUUUUCGGUAUGCUUUUGCACUUUGAAGGGAAUCUGCAGAUUUGAUUAGCUGUUUGAGCAGGAGUCAUGUCAUUAGUAGGGGGCUAUUUAGAAGUCCCUCAGAUGUCAAGUGAUGUCAAGUUCGGAAGUUUUAUGUACGGAAACCUGUGCAAAACAAACAUCUCAAUUAGUCUAUCAUAUUUUUUCCAGAAGAAUAAUAGGAAAGGAAGGGGGAUCAUCUUCUGGCAGAUCUUUUCAUCUUUUCAUUUAAUCUGAGUUUCGAUAACGCUAGAUUUAAUGGUUUGGUUGAAAAUAUUUGUUUUAUUUGCUUUUGAUCAGGAGUUUUCUGUGUUAAGAUGAUAAGGAUAAUCCAGAUAUUGCUCUUGUAUAAAUAUAUCUUCAUAGGGCUAUAAUGCAUGAUACAUUUUGGCUUCUUAAGAUUUUUGCCAUGUUUGAGCCUUUUUUACUUUUGUGCCCUUGCACUGUGUUGUGAUUGUGUUGGUUCUUUAUACACCAGGCAUACUUUUUUUUAAAUUUCUUUUAGCAACAUCACUGUGAUUUCAGGUUGUAUAAGCAGGUAUUGAUGUAGUUCAAAUCCUCUUGUCUUGAUACUUUUUUUUAAUAGAUUUUAAUAUUUCUU